GCCAAAAUUUCACCAUUUUUUGGCUUUGGGGUGUGAUGGAAUAAAUCAAAAUGGAUCUCUAAACUAUCUGCGCUUCUUUAAUUAAUGAAGUAGCAGUUAGUCAAGCAAUGCAACUUUCGACGUUGAGCCGGGGGUCUCUUUGGAAACAGCCUCUCUACUUUCGAGUAGGGGCAAGGUCUGCGUACACACACCCUCCCCAGACCCUACUCUUCAUUAUCACGUCACGCUUCAUGUAUGAUAUCGUCAUGGUCAGUUUCACGGCGUCACCACUUCAUACUUGGAUUGCUCUCGAGUGUUUCUCUCUCUGGCGAUUCGGCUACUGUAGCUGGAAGCCAUUGCCGUUCAUAAUCGACGACCAGUACCCUAUUAUGGCGAAGGGACACAAGAAGCAAAGGAGACAUCCUACACCCCCUACCCCUCCUAAGAAGAAGGUUUUGGACCCUGUUGUGGAAGACGAGUUGGAUCCUGUGGAACUACCUGAGAACUUGGAUAUAGAAGAUGAUGAGAAUGUUGUUGAUGAUGAGAAUGUUGUUGAAGACGAGGAAAGGGAGAAAACCUCUGACUCCUCGGAUGAUGCUUCUGUUACUGUAUUUGAAAAGGAAGUCACACCUGGAGAACCAUCUGGUGUGACCAACAAAGAACCUGCUAAACAACCUGGUGAAGUGAAUGCUGAACCAAUUCUGAAGGAAAAGGAAGGUGACAAGGAAGCUGAAAAGAAAUCAUUUGCUUCCUUCUUCGAAAAGAAUAGGUCUGCCAACAAGGGAAUGAAGUUGUACAAGAUUGAAAAUGAUUCUGACGAGGUGUUUAUCCCAGAAGAGGACACUCUCACUAUACAGGAUAUUUGGGGACCCUGCCUUGUGGGGUGCUUUACAGGUAGAUUCCCUGGUUUGAAGGCCAUUCAGGAAAUGGUGGACGAAUGGGGUGUCCCUUGCCAAUUCUUACCACAUCAUAAAGGGUGGAUUGUCUUCAAAUACACCACCUUUGAGGAUAGGGAUGCCAUUUUGGUAAAGGAACACAAGGAAAUAAACAUCUGGGUCAAGCUGCUGGAUGUGCCUAUGAAAUAUUGGGCUCCUAUAUCUCUCUCACAUAUUGCUUCUAAACUGGGCACACCACUAUAUACUGAUGGGCUGACUAACUCUGUGGCUUCCAGAUUCACUAAUGAACCUGAAGAUGAAGAAAUGGAUGAUAAGCUGAAAUAUAAGAAGGUCAACUUCUGCAGAAUUCUAAUCAACAUGGACCUCUCUGUCAAGCCUCCUGUGAAGGUUAAGGUCAAUGUGGUUGGAGGAAGCUUUACCCAACAUGUGGAAUAUGAAGACAUGCCCCAUUACUGUUAUCAAUGUGAAUGCUUUGGCCAUAAUCCUUUUGAUUGCCCUGUCCUCCAAGAUUUGAACAAGAGGAAGCUGGAUGAGGAGGACAGAGAAAGGGAGGAGGCUAGGAUUGAAGCCCUUAAAGCCACUAUCAUGGCAGAGGCAAAAGCUGAACUGGAUAAACAACAUAAGAAGGACACUGGAACAAAGGCAGGAGUUUCUGGUGAGAAGAAGACUGGAGGUGGUGAAACUGGAAAAGGCAAGAAUGUGCAAAACCCCACAAUUGAUGAACCAUCUCCCUCAUUUACCAAUAAGAAUGAGGAAUUCAUCACUGUGGGAAAGGGAAAUGUGAGGAGGGAGCUUUGGGACAAACUCUCAUCUUUUGGUAAUGGGAAUAUCCCUUGGGCUGUCAUGGGGGACUUCAAUUCUGUGGCCAGUUCUGGGGAAAGAGUUAACUCCAAUGUCCAGGGCUUAUACUACAUGAAAGACCUCCUCUACUUUAGAAUGAUGAAUGACUUGAUGGAUGCUAAGGCCACUGGUUUAGAAUUUACCUGGAACAAGGGCAGUAAAUGGGCCAAAUUAGACAGAGUUUUGAUCAACCAUGAAUGGGAUGCACUCAACUGGGAGUGUUGGGCCGAUUUCAGAGAUAUGGAAAUUGAGUCUGAUCACUGCCCAGUUGUUCUGAAUCUGGCUAACUGGUGUGUUAAAGAUGAUCAGGGCAGAACAACUACAUCAGGGGAACAAGUGAUUGAAGAAUUUAGUGGUUACUACACCAACCUUUUUGGCACUACAACCCUCACACAACCUGUGGACUGGAGUGUCAUUGGGCAGGGGCCUAGGCUGUGUGCUUCUCAAGGACAACAACUUUUGAGGAAAGUGGAAAUUGCUGAGGUCAAAGAAGCAUUGCAAUCUAUUGGGAGGGAUAAAGCACCUGGCCUUGAUGGUUAUACCUCAGCUUUCUUCAAGGAAAACUGGGAUAUUGGGGAUUUGAAUUCUGUUAAAGUGUUAGCUGAUUUUAUUGAACAAUUCACUUUGGUUUCUAGCCUACACAUUAGCCCACAGAAAUCUAACAUCUUCUUGGCUGGGUCUAUCAAGGACAACAGACAAAGUAUACUCAACCUGGUACAUUUCCCUGAGGGCAAACUACCGGUUAGAUACCUUGGUCUCCCCUUAACCUCUCAAAGGGCUUCUGAGAGGGACUUUGCCCCUCUGAUCAGCAAGGUGGAUGACAAUAUAAGAAGAUGGAGCACUAAAACCCUGUCUGCUGCUGGAAGGGUAGAACUCAUCAGGAGUGUUAUACAGGGCAUUGAAGGUUUUUGGUUGCAGGCAUUCCCAGUACAUAAGGAUAUCUGGACUUGGGUCCCAAAGAAAGGGGACUCACAUUUCUUCAAGAAGCUGGCACAAGUGAGGGAUUUGAUUUCUCAGAAAUGUGAAUCAUGGAGUUCUUUGAUGGAGCAGGAAGAGGUUAGUACAGCAUCAUUAGAGGCUAGGGACAUUAUGGCUUGUGGACUGGGCCUUGGGCUUUGUGGGUGGGUUACCCUAUAUUGGGGUGGUGGAAACAAGCCUACUCCUGUGUACCCCUUCUGGAUACAUAGGGAGAGCAAGUCUUCGUGCGAUCCGUUCAAGGUGGUUUCGUACCUGUCGUCUAAGGAUUCGUGCGUCGCACUCGUCGAUAAAUCACAUAGAUCAACCACGAUAACAAUCAUGAACGGAAUUUCAAACCUAGAUGCAUCUUCUAGUGUUAGAUGUCCACGUACUCACCUCGAUUUGUCAAUUCAAUUCAAGAGAACAUCAUUCGGAUUCCACCGUCAUAGUAAUCUCGUUUGCUGCCUGAACUCCACUGGUCACUGCCCGACGUCACCUGGUCCCAGCCUCUGUCACCGGAGAGGCCAAGUUGCUGGAUUUUGUCGCUAGUUCCAAACCACUGUCAGAGGCGUCGGAGUUGCUGCCAGACGCCGUCGCUUCUAUUUCGCCGGAGCAGAGAAGGCUCGCCGGAAUUGCUGGAUCGCUCGUCCUCAUUGCCGCCUGAACUCGUCGCCGGAGAGAUGUAGGUUUGUUGCCGCUUGAUUGAGAAGGUCAGUCGCCGGAAAUCAAUUGCUGCUUCUCACGUUGGAGCUCGAUCGCUGACCUCCAUCCAAUACCUUCGUGGGUUUGCGUGCGCCGGAGACAGAAAAUUGGCGAGGUCUAGUGGCAGCGUCUUUCAAUUGGAGAAGGAGGAUCUAAGAAGAAAUUUAGGGUUUUGUA
Messenger RNA from Cuscuta campestris, 3551 nucleotides. The record is from the annotation of a GenBank genome assembly. NCBI's taxonomy places the organism in Eukaryota, Viridiplantae, Streptophyta, Magnoliopsida, Solanales, Convolvulaceae.